UUAAACACUUGACUGUGUGAAAGUGAAGCGUCAAAGGAGGAGAAAAUUUAUUAAAAUCAUGCUUACUCCUGCAAUGUUUGGGACAUUAUAUAGGAAUCUGCGACCUGCUUAUAAACAGGCCCAGCUGUUGUGUGGCUUCAGAAACGCACAGACUACAUGGAGAUCUGCAGCCACUUUCACCUUACAAGAGGACUGUCUGGUGCUUAACUAUGGAGGCACACCGAUGCAUUUUAACUACGUGUGGCUUCGGGAUCACUGUCGCUCUGCUUCUUCAUACAACGCCAAGACUAACCAGAGAAACCUGGACACUGCAAGUAUAGACCUCAACAUUCGCCCUGAUAAUACAACAGUGGAGGAUGGACAUCUCGUCCUAACCUGGCCUGGUGGUCAUGUAUCAAAGUAUAGCCUGGGGUGGCUGGCUGAGAACAGCUAUGAAAGAAAGAAGCAGGUCAGCGUACAGCCACGCAUCCUUUGGAAUUCAGACAUUUAUACAAAAGCAAACAUAGCCUCUGCCAAAUGGGACAAGUUCAUGAGCUGCGACGACGAAGUAAAGAAGUUUCUACAGAACUAUCUCCUGUACGGAAUCGCUUUUGUCGACGGUGUGCCAGCUACAGUUGAGGCCACAGAGGCAGUUACCCAGAGAGUCAGUCUUAUCAGAGAGACUACAUAUGGACGAAUGUGGUGCUUCACUUCAGACUUUUCCAGAGGAGACACUGCCUACAGCCAGCUGGCCCUGGACCGUCACACUGACACCUCAUACUUUCAGGAACCUUGUGGAAUUCAGGUUUUCCACUGUCUCAAACAUGAGGGAACUGGGGGAAGGACUCUACUUGUGGAUGGGUUCUACGCUGCUGAGAAGUUACGUCAGCAGUCACCGGAAAAAUUUGAGUUGCUCGCCCGCACGCCCAUCAGGCAUGAAUACAUCGAAAACACAGACAACCACCGGAACCACAUGACAGGCGUCGGCCCCCUGGUCAACAUCUAUCCUUGGAACAAUGAAGUUUACAUGAUCCGAUACAACAACUAUGACCGAUCAGUGAUCAACACAAUCCCUCAUGAUGCUCUUCAGCGCUGGUACGUGGCACAUCGAGAGUAUACCACAGAACUGAGGCGGCCAGAGAACGAACUGUGGGUGAAACUGACUCCAGGAAAAGUGAUUUUCAUUGACAACUGGCGUGUCAUGCAUGGGAGGGAAGCUUUCACCGGUUUGAGGCAGCUCUGUGGAUGCUAUCUGACCAGAGAUGACGUCCUCAGCACCGCGCGCUGCUUCGAUCUGCAGGCAUAACCCUGAACAAGAAGGUCCUUUCACUUGUGUGCCUUAUGAGUCAGCACUUCAGGUUUAAACUAUUGGUUUAAAUCUCAGAUGCAAUGAAAGUCCCAGUUUCACUCCUGCUGCAUAUUAUGCCUCACUCAUUUGUUUCAUUUUUGUAAAAUGAUGUAUAAUUUUAAUACUUUAUCUAAGAUUACACAGUAUGAAAGAUUCCUGAAUUGCACUUUAAACGAUUGAAUGUAUAAAUCCCCAAACAGCCUGCUGUCAUUGAGCUCAUACAAUCAUGAUCACAUGAAAUGAUUUAAUGGAAUUGACCAAAAUGCAUAAAGAAGUCACAUUAAACCUCAAACAGUAUGGAUAUUGAGUUAAAUACUGAACAUGUAGGACUUCAUAGCAGAACACUAUGGAGCAAUAAAAAGCUCCAUCGUGAGAACCCAAAGUCCAAGAGUUCAAGUGACACCAGUUAUG
Messenger RNA from Scomber japonicus (chub mackerel), 1738 nucleotides. It is a transcript of the gene tmlhe, whose product is annotated as trimethyllysine hydroxylase, epsilon. Lineage: Eukaryota; Metazoa; Chordata; Actinopteri; Scombriformes; Scombridae. Gene Ontology annotation, biological process: carnitine biosynthetic process. The transcript has 7 exons. Gene Ontology annotation, cellular component: mitochondrion. Gene Ontology annotation, molecular function: trimethyllysine dioxygenase activity; iron ion binding. The coding region runs from base 59 to 1285 and encodes 408 amino acids. The record is from RefSeq and is a predicted model, not a curated record.